Molecule: messenger RNA, 615 nt
Organism: Pyrus x bretschneideri (Chinese white pear)
Lineage: Eukaryota; Viridiplantae; Streptophyta; Magnoliopsida; Rosales; Rosaceae
Product: protein RGF1 INDUCIBLE TRANSCRIPTION FACTOR 1-like
Exons: 3
Coding region: 1-615 (204 amino acids)
Source: RefSeq, a predicted model, not a curated record
AUGUUAGUACCUUCGUGGCUUGAAUCCUUGUUGUCAACGACCUUCUUCUCCAUCUGUGGCCGAUCGCAUAAAGAUGGCCUGAGAAGCGAAAGCAACAUGUACUGCUUAGAUUGCAAGAAUGGCGCAUUCUGUUUGUAUUGUAAAUCAUCAAGACACAAAGAUCACCAAGUUAUUCAGAUCAGACGAUCAUCAUAUCACAAUGUUGUGAGGGUAUCAGAGAUUCAGAAGGUGUUAGACAUCGGCGGAGUUCAGACUUAUAUGAUAAACAAUGCGAGAGUGUUGUUUCUUAACCAGAGGCCUCAUGAGCCUAAAACUGCCGUUAAAGGGGGCUCACAUAUAUGUGAAAUAUGGGCGAGAUGUCUCGGGGACCCUGUUCGUUUUUGUUCAUUGGGAUGCAAGCUCGAGGGACUAAAGAAAAAUGGGGAAGCCAGCACAGUGAAGAAAGAAGAGGAGGGAAGAAAGGAAGGGAAAAAAAGAAGGUUACCAUCGAAAGAAUUAGAAGAUCAAAUGCAACAAGACAUGCACCAAAGCACUCCAACUCCAACUCCACCACCUCAUCCAAAUUUAAGGAAAAUGAGAAGAAAGGGCAUACCUCAUAGGGCACCCUUAAUGUAA